AUGGUACAUAUAAGACGAUCCAGAGGUGUACUACUCGUUAUCCUGGUUAUACUCUUACAUAUCAUCAUUGCAUCAUUAUUAAAAUAUAAUAAUCAUCCCUAUUUAGCUGAAACGACUUUAAAUCUAUUGGAUAUAAAAAAAUCUUUAUUAAAAUACAAUUCAUUAUCAUCAACUUCAAAAGCAAAUGAAGAUUUUAAUCAAAAAGUUUCCCAAAUCAAAUUAAAUAUAACGGAAUCUUUAGUUACAUCCUUACCUGAUUCCUAUUAUGAUAUUGAUUUACCCUUUAAAUCAAUCGAUAUCGAUAAUGAUAAUGAUCAAGAUCAGGAUCAAAAUCAAGAUCAAACCGAUCUUUCGUCUCAAGAUAAUGAUGUGAUUAAAAUCGAUGAUAAUGAACCUUAUCUUAUCAAUCAUUAUGAUCCUCGAUUCACCUUUGGAGUUUUAUUCAAUUAUUUAUCAAAUCAAUUAAUUAAAAAUGAACCUAUCAAAGAAUUACCUCAUUUCCAUUGGGGUGAUUAUGUUGAUUUAUCUCAAUUAAAUCAAUUUAUUUUCAAUCCUAAAAAAUUACUUUGUCAAAAAUUUGAUACUUCAGCUAAAUCAACUCAUUAUAAUAAUAAACAUUUCUUAAAGAAACCUGAACAUUAUUGUUUUGAUGAUAAUGAUAUGCUGAAAUUUAUUGAUCAAAAUCAAGAUAAUGUUCAUGUAUUAAAUAGUUUGAAAUUAAUUCAAUCAUCAAAAUUCACUACCGGAUUCCAUAUUUUUAGAUCUCCCGGUCGUCAAAAAUUAAUUAGUAGAUCAAUCUUAGCUAAAUCUUAUUUAAAUGAUUUUAUGACUUUACCAUUAUCAUUAACUUUAUUAUUACCCAAUCAAGAUUAUUUACAUUUAGAUAUUAAUCAAAAUAUCUUAACCUCAAAGAAAAAAUUAACCAAUACCGAUCAUUAUAAACAAGUUAAUUUAAAAUCAUUAAAUCUUAAACAUGAAUUAAAUCAAUUCAUGGAAAUCUCUUCCUCUAACAUUGAUAAAAUUGAAAAUCUUCAUCAUCCAGAUCCAUUACCAAUCCAUAAGAAUUUAACUGAUGAUUUAUUCAUUGAUAAUUCAUCGGCCAUUCUUGAUUCCAUGAAAUUAAAUGCUCAAUCAGUUUCAGAAUCAGCCUCAGAUAAAUUAUAUCGUCAAUCGUUAGAAAUGUCAUUAACCACCCAAUCACCUAUGAAAUAUUUCGAUGAAGCCAAUAUCGUCCGUAAUGAAAAAAAUUAUGGUAUAGGAGGUCAUUAUGAUUGGAGAUUUUUUCAUGAAAUUGUUAAUUAUUCCGUUUUACAAGAUCCUGUCUUACAUGGUUUAAAUCGUGCCUGGUUGAAAUUCACUAAUAGAGUAGGAACUAAAACUUGGAUUGCUCAUGGAACUUUAUUAAGUUGGUAUUGGGAUGCCCUUAAUUUCCCCUGGGAUAAUGAUGUUGAUAUUCAAAUGCCAGUUCAAGAAUUACAUAAAUUAUGUAAAGCAUAUAAUCAAACUGUGGUGGUUGAUUUUGGUAAUGAUAUGAAUAAUUUAAGAUUUGGUCGUUAUUUCUUGGAUUGUGGAACUUAUAUUAGUCAUAGAGUAAGAGGUAAUGGAGCUAAUAAUAUCGAUGCUAGAUUCAUUGAUGUUGAUACGGGGGCUUAUGUUGAUAUAACUGCUUUAGCACUUUCUAAUACUGAACCUCCCCGUCGUUAUAAUGAUUAUUUACCUACUGAUAUUUUCCCUUAUAGAAGAAAUGUUAGACAACCUAUGACUGAUGCCUUAUCAAGAAAUACUCAUUUAAAAGCUUAUAAUUGUCGGAAUAAUCAUUUUUCAAGAUUAGUGGAAUUAAGUCCUUUACGAUUAACUAUUUUUGAAGGAGAAUUUUCUUAUUUACCAUCUAAUUUCGAAUUAUCUUUAAAGAAUGAAUAUGGUGAGAAAUCUUUAAUGUUACAAACUUUCAGAGGAUAUACUUUCUUACCAAGAUUAAGAAAUUGGGUUAAAGUUGAAUCAAUUAUUGAUUUUAUUAAAGAAUUUAAUAUUGAAAAAGUUCAAGAAAGUGCAAAGACAUCUAAAAAUGAUAAUUCGAGAUUUGCUUUGAUUAAAGAUUUCUUAAAUGCUGAUUAUUUUAAAUUAUUAAAUUUCAAUCAUGGGAUUUUAAAAGAAUAUUUACAAACGGCUAAUCUUACUCAUUUCCAUGAAGUUGAAAUGAUGAAUUUAUUGAAUUUAAACAAAGGUGAUAAUAAAAAGUCAACAACCGAUGUUAAAAAAGAUGAUCAAUCUCAAAUUGAAAAUAUUGAGGCUAAUCCAUUAAAACAAAGUGUGGAGAAAUAUUUAAGACCUGAUUAUUAUAGUUUUAAACAUCAACAGGAUAAUUUAAAAACAAGUUUUGCUGAAAAGAUUGAAAAAUUAAAAAUCGAUAAUAAGAAUCAUAAAUUAUCUGGGAUUGAACAAAUUAAAAAUGAUUUAAAAAAUUUAGAAUUCAAACUUUCAUUAGAUCAAGGAUCAAGAGAAAUUCAAGAAGUUAAGGAUUUAAACGUAAAGCAAAAACAACCAUUCUUAGCUGAAGAAACAGAAGCUGAGAAAAAGGUGAGAAUAAACAGAAUACCACAACCAAAUCAUGCCCUUAGACCUCCAGCUGUUGUACAAAUGAAUCAACCCAGAUUAAAUGGAAUUCAACCCGGUCAAUUGAAUCAAAAGAAAAAACAAGAAGAAGCAGCAGCAGCAGCUGAUGCAAAAGAACGUAAUUCGAAUCAAAUACCUACGGUAAGGAUAAGUACAAUUUCACCAGUAAGAUUAACUGCUGAUGAUAUUAAAAAAUUACAACUUGAACAACAAACAGAUCAAGAUUCAGAGGCUGCUCUUAAGGGUAGACUUAAUAAUCAACCAGUAGCAUAA
Scheffersomyces coipomensis is the source of this 2886-nucleotide messenger RNA. Its product is annotated as LicD family-domain-containing protein. NCBI's taxonomy places the organism in Eukaryota, Fungi, Ascomycota, Pichiomycetes, Serinales, Debaryomycetaceae. The record is from RefSeq and is a predicted model, not a curated record. The coding region runs from base 1 to 2886 and encodes 961 amino acids. The transcript has a single exon.